This is a messenger RNA of Erigeron canadensis, 1152 nucleotides long. RefSeq lists its product as uncharacterized. Lineage: Eukaryota; Viridiplantae; Streptophyta; Magnoliopsida; Asterales; Asteraceae. The coding region runs from base 110 to 931 and encodes 273 amino acids. The record is from RefSeq and is a predicted model, not a curated record. The transcript has 7 exons.
GAUUUUUCCUCCAAAAAUGAUUUAAACAUAACUUCCACAACUCUUUUUCUAUUCAUCCUUUGAUCAAUAAAUCAAUCAAACACAAUUUUACCACCACUUUCAUCAAUUAAUGGCAGAGUUCACCGCCCUCCGUCCCUUGAAACCCGUAUUCGUUGCCGACGAAAUGUCGUUAGGAUUCGACCCAAAAGGAUUUAGAAUAAGUGAUAAACGUAAGAUCGCGAGGUUAAGCAGUUACAAUUAUGAUCCUAGUACUAGGAAUACUAGAGUUUUUGCAUCAGGAAGUAAGUCUAUGCGAAUCAACGGGGAGGACACGAACAUGGUUGUUGAUCAAGAAGCUAUUUAUGAUGAGUUGUUGGGAGAUCCUGAUUAUGAAACUGAUGAUCUGUCUUGUUUUCGAGGUUUAGUUUUGGAUAUAUCUUACAGGCCUAUAAAUGUAGUCUGCUGGAAACGUGCGAUUUGUUUGGAAUUUAUGGAAAAGGCUGAUGUUUUGGAAUAUUAUGAUCAAACUGUGAACUCUCCUAGCGGUUCUUUCUAUAUACCUGCCGUUUUGAGGGUUCAACAUUUGCUUCAAGUUGUCAAGAGAAGAAGACAUGUUAGUUUGCUUAGUCGAAAAAACAUAUUGGCCCGUGACAAUUUCUCUUGCCAGUACUGUUCUUCAACCACGAACUUAACUAUUGACCACGUUUUACCUAUGUCACGAGGUGGAGAAUGGAAUUGGGAAAAUCUGGUGACUGCUUGUUUAAGUUGCAACUCUAAGAAAGGUCAGAAAACUCCCGAGGAAGCAAAUAUGAAGCUGCAUAAGGCACCGAAGGCUCCUAAAGACUAUGAUAUAAUUGCCAUACCCUUAACAAACAACGCCAUAAAGAUGUUGAAAAUGCGAAAGGGGACCCCUGAAGAGUGGCUUCAGUACUUGGGAGGCCCAUCUCCUUGACAUCAGUUUGGUUGUAAUUUGUAUAUGUUCAUGAUUCAACCAAACCAUAAAGCAUCUUCAAUAAAUAAUUUCAUUGUAUAUUUUGUAUUGUGUAUAUAUGAACUUAAAUCUUAUAUGCUAUGUAUAUUAUCUAGUAUAAUAUUAAACUUACAUAUCUAUCGACAUUUGUAUAACUCAAACCGCAUGUUAAUAAACGAAUGUAUGUAUAUGCUUUUUUAUUA